AUGGGUUUGUCAAAUAGUAAAGUUAUAAGGGAUAAAUUUCCAUUUUUUUUCAAUAAUAAAGGAUCUGAGUCAAAACGGUCGAAUAAGAAUGGUCCCGAUAAAUUUCGUUUCGAAAAUGGUAAAAGAUACCAUAACGUAGAGAAUUCUACAUAUUUUUUACCAAAUGAUAACGAUGAAUGUGAUAGAUUACAGUUACAGCAUUUCAUAGAGAGAUAUAUUUGGCAAGAUAACUUUUUCGCCCCGGUUAAUCAUCUCCUUAAUCAAGAAGGUACAAUGGUUUUGGAUGUAGGAACUGGUCCAGGCACUUGGUUACUCGAAAUGGCAACUAAUUAUCCAAAAUCAAAAUUCAUCGGAAUCGACAUUUCUCCUGUUCAACCAAACACUAUCAAACCUAAAAAUGCAGAAUUUAUUGAAGGGAAUGUGCUAAAACAUUUACCAUUUCCAGAUGAUACAUUUAAUUAUGUGUUUCAACGAUUUUUGAAUGUCGGAAUACCUGAAAAAAGUUGGCCAUCCGUGAUUAAUGAGUUGGUCCGCGUAUUAAAACCUGGUGGUUAUAUUGAGUUAUUGGAAGUUGAAGUUCUUUUUAAUAAAAUGGGGCCUGCAACAGCAAGGCUUAUGGAUGGCAUAUUAAUUAUAUUUGGUGAAAACGGUUUAGAUCAAAUGACAUGUCAUAAAUUACAAGGUUUUUUAGAAGGGCAUAGACAACUUCAUGACGUUCAUUCUGAAAUAAAGAAAAGUAUAGAUAAUGAAGAUAGUGAAAAGUUAUAUAAAUUGAUGUAUGAAAAUUAUGCUACCGGUCUCAUAAGCUUGAAACCCAAACUUAUGAAUAUAAUUGGUGCUUCUAGUAAUGAAUAUGACGAUUUGAUUAAGAAAAUGGGAAACGAAAUAAUAGAACUCGAAUCUUUUAGUUUGCGAGUACGUGUUUAUGCUCAAAAACUAAAUACUGCUAAUAGUGAUGCUUAG
Cetraspora pellucida is the source of this 963-nucleotide messenger RNA. The record is from the annotation of a GenBank genome assembly. NCBI's taxonomy places the organism in Eukaryota, Fungi, Glomeromycota, Glomeromycetes, Diversisporales, Gigasporaceae.